CAAUGAGCAGCCUCCGUGUCCCGUCCCAGAGCUGCCGUCUCCCUUCCGCCCCGAUUCCCGGGAGCCGGGGCUUUUCCUCGCCCGCCCCCCGCGGGCAGCUUGGCCGCUGCCUCCCCGAGCUGGCGGCCUUCCAGUUUCCUGUUUGACGUCACGGGCCUCUCUCUUUCUCUCCUCUCUCCUGCCGCUGCUGCUCUUUUUUGCAACUUGCGCUGCGUUCCGCUUGUAAUUCGAGAAGCCCCCGGAACGGGGCAACCUCAGCUGCCGCCUGGAGAGAUCGCGCUGCGCUUUACUACCGCCGGGAGUUGGUUCUCCCUCCUCCCUGCCUCUCUCGCGGGGUCUCUUUUUUUAGCCUGCGGGAGGAAAAGGGGGGAAAAAAAUAAAAAAAUCCGGAUUGCUUUGACUCUGUGCAAACCUUUCCUCCCUCCACUCGCCUCCUUGCUGCGGGUUUUCUGCACGCCGAGAGCACGAAGGAAGAGUGUUUUAUUUUUUUUUAAGGGAGCAGGAGGCGAAAACAAGCAAUUGGCGGAUAAAGUUCUAGUCCGCAAGAACUUGGGAGCAUGCACCCGUGCUUUUCUGACUAGCCGCCGCUUCUUGCAGCCGACCCGGGGUUGCUUUUCUGCAGGGCGCAAAAUCGCCCCUCCGAGGAGUGCCGUUCGCUGUUCUUUCACUUCUGGGAAACCAACAUGGACAGAAAACAAGAUCCUAAAGGAUCCUCGGAAAAGCGGAAAGUAGGGCCGAAGAAGAAACGGCCGCCCCUCUUGAGCAUGCCAUCAGCAAACAGGCAGUCAUCUGUCCCACCAACACCUCCAAGAAACUUGGAUUCCAGGACUUUCAUUACUGUUGGUGAGAAGAAUUUCGAAGUAGAGGCCGACGACUUGGUGAGCAUUUCAGAGUUGGGAAGAGGAGCUUACGGCGUAGUGGAGAAAGUGUAUCAUGCGCAGAGCGACACCACCAUGGCUGUGAAGAGAAUCCGAGCCACUGUGAACUCUCAGGAACAGAAGAGGCUAGUGAUGGACUUGGACAUUUCCAUGAGGACUGUGGACUGCUUUUACACUGUCACGUUCUAUGGAGCCCUUUUCAGAGAGGGUGAUGUGUGGAUCUGCAUGGAGCUAAUGGACACGUCUCUGGAUAAAUUUUAUAAGAGGGUCCUGGAAAAGAAGAAGACGAUCCCCGAAGACAUACUUGGGAAAAUAACCGUGUCUAUUGUCCGAGCCCUGGAGCAUUUGCAUAGCAAGCUGUCUGUGAUUCACAGAGACGUGAAGCCGUCCAAUGUCCUUAUCAAUAAACAGGGACAUGUCAAAAUGUGUGACUUCGGGAUCAGUGGAUACUUGGUAGAUUCUGUGGCGAAGACCCUGGAUGCUGGUUGCAAACCUUAUAUGGCGCCAGAAAGAAUAAACCCUGAGCUGAACCAGCAGGGGUACAAUGUGAAAUCGGACGUCUGGAGCCUGGGCAUCACCUUGAUUGAAAUGGCCAUUCUCCGAUUCCCGUACGAAUCCUGGGGCACCCCUUUCCAGCAGCUGAAGCAAGUGGUGGAAGAGCCCUCGCCUCAGCUGCCUGCGGAGCACUUCUCACAGAACUUUGUGGACUUCACAGCCCAGUGUUUGAGGAAGAAUCCUGCUGAACGAUUGAGUUAUGUGGAACUCAUGGCCCACCCGUUCUUCACUAUGCACGACACCCGCGAGACUGAUAUGGUCUCCUUCGUCACAGAAAUCCUGGGAGAGGACUCCUAAAAGUCCCACGGAACCUCGCCAUCGGAACAAAAGAACCAGCCCUGCCUUCUCCUGGCGGGGAGAGAAAACGGAAUAAGGAUUUUUAUAGCACCAACUGUGGUUUGCACAAAAGAGAAUGAAUGUCUUCGCUGCUUCCUCCCCUCCCCACCCACCCCCCCAAAAAUAAUUUUUCUCUUUCCUCCCACCCCCUUUCUCGGCAUCAUGCUGGACUUAGAGAGCGAUAUUAUUAUUAUUUUUUAACAAGAGGCCUCUAUGAAUGACACGUUUUUGACGUCUUCGGUCCCAACUGUAGCCACGCACAAUCUGCUUAAGGGUUGAAGGGUGCUCAAGACAACUCUCCCUCGGGUGGGUUUUGAGAAAAGCACGUUGUGUUACUUUUAAAACCAGGCGCCUUGUUGAAAUGCAGCUGUGUGUGUGUAUACGUGUGUGUGUAUGUUUGUGUGUCUAUGAGCAUGCGUACUUUUGCUUGGAGAGAGCUGAGCCCAUCUGAAACUGCAUACAAAAUCACAGCAGCCACAGAAGUGUCACCUGUCGCAGGUUAACCAGCAGACCUGCGGGGCUGGUUGUUUUUUGGGUGGUGUCACUUCAUCUUGCAAGCGGCAGAUCGCAUUAAAAUAAAAUAAAAAAGCUCAGUAGAUCACGAGGCUCUUGACCUCAGGGUCGUGGGUUUGAGCCUCACGUUGGGCAAAAGAUCCCUGCAUUGCAGGAGGUUGGGCUAGAUGCCUCUGGUGGUCCCUUCCAACUCUAUGAUUUGAUAUCUAUGAACUGAACCCACACCCCAGUUACUCCCUGUAUGUCGAAAACUAGCUCUUAGAGCAGAAUGGAAGAGUUAUUUAAAUGUUCUCCACUGUGGAAGUCUGGGAAGGACUCACCCCUAUAAUUCUGUUUUUAACACGACUCUUAGUUUUGUUAUCGCGCCCCCCCCCCCCCAAAAAAAUUUACUCAUUUAAUUCUAACAGCCGUUUUUCUUAGGCCUAAACAGACAUCUCCUUUAGUUUUCCACAGCUAAAUGUAAUAUAUUAUCAGUUUCUUCUAAAUGCUCUGUCCAGUCACAGUUGUGUGGCAAAAUCAGUAGACACACACAUACACAAACCCCUCUUUAAACACAAGCAGAGUCUCACCCUCUCCAAAGUUGCUCUGGAAGCAGUGAUUGAGUUGAGCUGCCAUCUCUCUGCUGACCUAAGACCACAAGUGCAUCCUGUUGUCAGACUGCCAUACCCAUCGUCCCUCACCCGUUGGCCAUGCUCUCUGCUGGGGUUGAUGGGAUUGCUAGUCGAGCAGCGUUUUGAACACCACGUGUUUCCCACUCCUGCUAUAGAAAGAGUUCCAAGGACAGACAGGCAGUUCAUAGCCAUAUUUAACGUAGUGGAGGGAAGAAUCUAACGUCCAGAUUUAUCUAACAAAUCCUCAGAUCUUUCUUUCCUUUUUAAUGGAAAGAGCAGUUGAACGUGUCUAUAUGUAUUGGGGUGGGGCAUGUUGACACUUUCUCUGCUGUCUCUCUCUCCCCCCCUCCCAAAGUUCACACACACAAACCAGCUUCAGUACCACCCAGCCAGUCGGCGAUGAUGGGAGUUGUAGUCUUAAUAAGACUUUUUUUAAAAUCCGCACUUUUUCAUCUGCAACACAUUGCAGGGUAGAAGCAUCCAUGUCGGUUUCCCACCACGAGGACAACCAGACUUGCUUUUUCUGUCGUGCCAGCUAAUGCCUGCGCAUGGUGAAGUUGUGAGUCAGGUUGUCCAGUGUUGUGUGUGCUAAAUGGCAGUCCCUAUCUGGGAUUUCUCAGGCAGUGCCCAUUUCCAUUCCUACCUGGAAAUGCUGGGAUCUGAACCUGGGACCUUCUGCAUGCGAAAGCCAGGUGCUCCACCGCUGAGCUAGGAACCGCCUCCUUUUGCUCACCUGCCUCAUCCUCUCGGAAAAGGUGCUUACCAACACAGUUGACACCUGUUGCUAAGUUGUACUCUAAUGUCCUGCCCACGACCGACGAAAGGGAAGCAUUUACCUGUGAUAUUAUUAUAGCCCCACUUGGUUUCUGUGGAUUGCGUCUCUCUCCCCUCUCCUAAACACACGUGCAAGUCAUAUCCAUUAUUAUCUUCCUUCUUUCUAAUAUAUUUGUACAUAUAAAUUAUAUUUUGAAAACGCAGCAUUAUGCCCAGGUGGGAAUAGGUGUGGCAAAACAACCAGCAAUUUCACUUAGACCAACCAGCCUUAAGGGAGUGUUAGUGAAGCGUUGUGGUUCAAAGGGGGAAAAACAAGCCACCUAAUUUUUAACGGGUCCUUUUUAAGAAGCAUCCCUGGAUUCUUAAAAGCAUGCCUUUGGUCUUCAAAAGUGGCCACCUCCUUUGGAGAAAUUAGGUUUCCCUCCUUUGCUCUCCCUCCUAUCCCCAACCCCAAUAAUGUUCCUAAAAGUUCUCUGCCUUAACUGCUUUUGUAAUUCUGUGGAAUAAGGUCCAGGGUUCUGGACCUGUAGGAAUGCAAGCAAGAUCAGGCCAAAGCUCCAUCAUUGACCAACCAGAUCCCCCUGGGAAACCUGCAGGUGGGGAGCUAAGGGCCCUCGACUCCUGUUAGGGCCGGUCCUGUCAUUUGGCAGAGUGAAGUGUCUGCCUCAGGCUGCAUCUGCUGAGGGGCCGGGAGCAGCCACAGAGUGGUACCCGCAUGCCUCCUAAGCUAGCAAGCUGAUUUUGGGGGCAGUUGAGGAAGCAGUUCCAUCACCGGUACUGAAGUUUGGCCCCAUUUGCUCUACACAUUUGAAAUAGCCUCCUCCUACUUUAAACAGUGCCAGAAACUGCUGAGAGCUGUUGGGAGAACCCCAUUCAACUCGCAGAGUCCCUUGGGGAAGAAGGAUUGGCUGCCAAACAGCUCCUGGGAACUGUAGCUUCUGCAUGUGAUGGGUGUGGAGUUACCUUUGGCCUUCCAGUUGUUGCUGAUCUACAACUCCUGGGAUCAGUGGCCUCGCCGGGGCUGAUGGGAAUUGUAUUUCAGCAAAGGUUCCCCACGUCUGGUAUAUGGAAUGGGUGAGGAGAGGUGGCGCCACCUGCUUUCACGCUGGCAACACAAUGCCCUCACUGGCUGUGUUGUCUUUCCACACCUGGGCUUCAGUAGCCAUGCCGUCACUGAAAGUGGAGGUGGUAUAUUGCCAUCAUGGCUCCUGUUACUUUGCCCAGCCUCCCUUCUUGUAGUCACCAAAGCCAGCCGGCUAUUGUGUUAGCAACCUCCUUAAAUUAAAUAGGUGUCGAAUGAUCAAGUUCGUUCUUUUGUCUGUCCCGAAAAACCCAUGCCUUCACCAUUUUUAAUGUUGUUGUUUUUUUAAAAAGAGGAUGAAUCACUUUCUAUUUUUCUCCUGAAUUCCCCCUCCCUUGAUCUCUUCCUAAGGCAAACUGCUGCACUUUUGUCAUGGGUUAGCCCUGCAAGUGUCUUGUGGCAGGUUUUUUGAAUUGCAGGUGUUGUAUAAUUUUUAUCACUCGUCUUUAUUUUUAAUGUUGCUGUUGUACCUUUCCGGAAAAUAUCGCCCAUGCUCCUCUUCCUUCAAAGCUUCCGUGAUUUUUUUUUUUUUUUAAACUGCAUGGUUUUGGAUUUUCAGCCUCUUUUAUAUUCCCCCCCACCCCACUUUUUCCAAUAGAAACCUGGUUUGAUAAAGCGAGAGUGACUCCAUUUUGAACACCCAGUGAACGAAAUGGCCGCUUCCCCACUAGAGGGAAUUCAGGCCAAGGGGCUAAAUGAAGCCCAUGUGCCCCCUCUGUCCUGGCCACGCCCCCUCUGUCCUGGCCACGCCCAUAACUGACCUUACCUCACACACUUGUUGAGUGGUUUUUGCCUGAAUGGAAUGUGUCCAAAUAAUGCCUCUCGCUUGCCUGGAUGGUGAAUGGUUGUGUGUGUGUGUAGAAAUUAGCCUAUUGUAUGUAGGUAAAAUUCACAUUCAGCGUUUGCCUCUGGCCCUGCCCGCUCCCGGAACGUGGCCCACCAAAGGUUGCGCACUACGGAAUGUGGCCCUCAGCCUGAAAAUACUUUCAUGUCCUUGUUACAUGAGCUGGAACUACGUGGAGCCAGAGAGAACCUUCUGGGUUGAUCUUAGUUUAGAGAGAACUGCAUACCUCUCUCUAAACUACACUGCAGCUUGCUUGCUUUUUCUCCUCCGCUUCCCCUACCCCGCCUGGGUCCUUUCCAAAAAAAGGCUCACCGGUGGGGAUGGAAAAUGGUUUUGUAUCUAGGAAAGGACUGGAUGCUUUUAUGAAUUGGAAGACUGUAUAUAACAACGAACUUGGUCAUUGGUUUUCAAUAAAAUAAGCCACCCAA
Molecule: messenger RNA, 6020 nt
Organism: Podarcis muralis (Common wall lizard)
Lineage: Eukaryota; Metazoa; Chordata; Lepidosauria; Squamata; Lacertidae
Gene: MAP2K3
Product: mitogen-activated protein kinase kinase 3
Biological process (GO): protein phosphorylation; MAPK cascade
Molecular function (GO): MAP kinase kinase activity; ATP binding
Source: RefSeq, a predicted model, not a curated record